This is a messenger RNA of Polistes dominula (European paper wasp), 1974 nucleotides long. Its product is annotated as cytochrome P450 9e2. Lineage: Eukaryota; Metazoa; Arthropoda; Insecta; Hymenoptera; Vespidae. Gene Ontology annotation, molecular function: heme binding; monooxygenase activity; oxidoreductase activity, acting on paired donors, with incorporation or reduction of molecular oxygen. The record is from RefSeq and is a predicted model, not a curated record.
GUAAUCUAACACAAUACUUUAACAUUUUUUACUAAUAAAAUACCUAAACCUAAUAAUUAAGACAUUAUGAUAGAACGUAAAUAUUAUCAAUAACAAAGGUGUUUUAAUUUUUUUUCUUCAUUCGAGCUGUUUACGUCGGUAGAAUUAUUUUAUUAUGCAGAUAAAACGGAAAUAGCGGUAGAAGAAAGUAAAGAUCAAUUCGUUUUAACUUCUCGUCGAAGUAACACCUUUGCGAAUAUCUCCUGUUAAAAUUGAACAAAUUAUUUUGAUAUUCAAUAUGAAUACGUGGACAAUAAUUUUGACUUUGGUGAUAGUGAUACUGAGCCUAUAUUAUUACGUUAAAUAUAUUUCUAAUUAUUUCGAGAGAAUUAAUUUACCAUAUUUAAAACCAGUGCCAUUUUUGGGUAGUUUAGGACCAGCCAUAUUACGUCAGAAAACAUUGGCCGAAAUAGCUGUCGAUGCUUACAACGUAACUCCUAAGGAAGCAAAAUAUAUUGGUUUUUUCAUUAUGAUGAAACCAAUGAUUAUGAUACGUGAUCCGGAAUUGAUAAAAACGAUCACCGUGAAAAGUUUCGAUCAUUUUCCAAAUCAUCGUGGUUUUGCCGAUGAAGGAUUAGAUAUUUUAUUUAAAAAAAAUUUAUUUGCAUUGAAAGAUGACAAAUGGAAGGAAGCUAGAACGAUGUUAAGUCCAACAUUUACAUUGAGCAAAUUAAAGGGUAUGUUUAAAUUGAUGAACGAAUGUGCCAUUGAUUUUACCAAUUAUUUAUCCAAAAUGCCAACAAGUGAAAAAACAUUAGAAAUGAAGAAUAUAUUUACGAGAUAUACGAAUGACGUAAUAGCAGCAUGUGCAUUUGGCAUAACCAUUAAUUCAAUGAAAGAUCCGGAAAAUGAUUUUUACGUUAAUGGUAAAAAAGCAACGAAUUUCGAUGGUUUUAAAUCAAUCGUAUUUUUUUUUAUUCACAAUUUUCCAUGGUUAGCAAAUAAGUUGAAACUCAAACUUGUACCGAUUGAUUUAGAAAAUUAUUUUAUAAACGUUAUAACAGACAUUAUCAAUACUAGAAAACAACGUAAUAUCGUUAGAAAUGAUAUGAUACAAAUAAUGAUGGAAGCUAAAGAGAAAAAAGCUGAAAUUGGUGAAGAAUUAACUAUCAUAGAUAUAGCAUCACAAGCAUUCAGUUUUUUCUUUGGUGGUUUUGACUCAAUAAGUUCGGCUAUGUGUUUCACAUGUCACGAGAUUGGUGUCAAUCCUGAUAUACAAAAAAGAUUACAAGAUGAAAUAGACGAUGUUAUUGAAAAAACUAAUGGAAAUCCAACAUAUGAUUCUAUUAAUAACAUGCAAUACUUGGAUGCAGUGAUCAAUGAAUCAUUAAGAAGAUAUCCAAUUGGAGUUUUUCUCGACAGAAUGGUAGCAGAUGAUUUUGAAUUACCACCUGCAUUACCAGAUGGCAAACCAUACUUAUUGAAAAAAGAUAAAUAUAUUUGGCUAACAAAUUACGGAUUACAUCACGAUCCGAAUUAUUUCGAGAACCCAUAUAAAUUCGAUCCAGAAAGAUUUUUGAUAAAAGGAAAAGAGAUAAUCAAUUCUGGUUAUUAUUUGCCUUUUGGAAUGGGACCUAGAAUGUGCAUUGCUAAUAGAUUCGCAUUAUUGGAAUUGAAAGUAUUAAUUUAUCAUUUAUUGGCACGUUGUAAUUUAAAACCAUGCACCAAGACACAAAUUCCAAUGAAAUUGUCAAAAAAAGGAUUAUUCAGUAUGGCAUCUGAAAAUGGUUUUUGGAUGACUUUGGAAGAAAGGAAUAAUGUACAUCCAUCGUUACAAAAUUAUGUAUUUGAUAAUGAUACUUCUACUGAUGUUAAGCAUAAUAAUACAAAUAAUGUAUCAUCUAAUAAUGUUAGUAAUAAUCAUAAUGCAAAAAUGUAAAAUAUAAUCAGGAAUAAUAUUGUAUCACUCAACUAUUAUAUUAUUUUUUUCACAUA